AUGUCACCAUCGAAGUACGGAACAAAGAAAGAUGUUCGUUGGCAUGUUCGAACCAGAGAUAAUAUUGCCAGAGUCAAGAGGGACGAAGCUCGAGCAGCAGAGGAAGAGAAAGAGAAAGAAACCAGGAUUGCUUUGGCUGAGCAAGAGGCAAGAACUGAAAAGCUUAGGAUUAAAGCCAGAGACAAGAAUUUGGGCAAUACCCACUAUGAUUUAGAUCAGGAAGUGUUUGAACCGCAGCCAAAGCCUGAUGGAAUUCGUACAGGAACUCAACUUAUUCCGAGAACUCACAUCAACUUCUUCUCUGAAAUAGAGUCAAGGAGCAACACCAAUAAAAGUAACAAGGACCAUGAGGCUGAUAAGAAAGAGGAGCAGGAAGCAUAUGAAAAGAAGAUUGGGUUACUGGUAGGUCUUGGGCAGAGUGCUGUAGAAUCACAGAGUGUCAAACCUUGGUAUCAGCAAAAUAGGGAAGAGAAGGACAAGGAAAGGGUGGAUGCUUAUAACACAGACACCAGUGAUAUGAAAAGGAAAGCAUCAAUGGACCCUAUGAAUGAUAUGAUGAGGUACCUUGGAAAGAAACCAAAGAUUGUGACUGAUACAAAGAAAACCAGUCAAGAGCAUCCUUCUAAAGACACAGAAACUUUACCGAAAGAGGGUCUACCAGGCACAAUAAGUUUGAUGACAAUGUUCAGCAAGUACAAGAAAUCAAAGGAGGAGGGAAAUGGAAAGGAAAGUUACAGAAAAUAUAAAGAAAAGAAGAGGAAUAAGAAACAUCGUAGGCUCAAAGAAAGCAGAAGAGAUAUCAGAAAACAUAGUCAUAAGAAAUCUGGCAGAAAGAACAGAAAACAGUCAAGACCCCUCAGUGAUAGCACAAGCUCAGAGGGCAAGGACUCAAGGCAAGAGAUUAGAAUGUCUAGGAGACAUCAGAAAUUACACAAAAGAGAUAAGAAAAACAGACACAAAUCAAGCAGGAGUGAGAGUGAUAGUCUGAGCACCUCUGGCAGUAGCAAAAGUGAGAUGGACAAUCAAAAACCAAAAGUGUCUUCUAAACCUACUCCAACAAUUGAACAGCUGAGAGCAGACAGAAUCAAGAGAGAGGCAGCAGAAAGGACUAAGACUGAGAGAUUCUUGGCUGGAAAGCCACUGGUAGAGCAGCCUGCUACUGAGCAAGUGAUUACAGAUAAACUAGAUGGAAAAUAUAAUUCUCAAUUCAAUCCACAUCUAGCAAGGAAGCAUCAACCAAAAGCACCCCUGUUUUAACCUUAAUCUCAUGCAAUUUUUUUGCAAUGUGAAAAGCUCUCACUGUGAUUUUUGUAACUUUUUUCCUGUGAGUCUCCCUUAUCUUUUAAGACCCAAAUUUCUACGCCCAGUUCCAAAGAUACGCAUAACUGCAUACAUGUAUGUCAGACCAAAAAUUGCUCAAAGAGCUGUUUGCUCAUACAUCACUCUCUUGGUUCCCGUCCCCCAAAACAUGUCAUUUGAUCUUUCAUCUAUCAAACCAAAAAAAAAAAAAUCUCGCAAGAAUUCCACUUCUGCUCCCGUCCCAGAUGGCAGUAUGUAUGGGAUUGUGCAUUAACCCUUCCGGUGCGACAGGCCCAUAUAUGGCCCACAUGCAUCCUACUUGCUCAGACAGCAGGCCCAUAUAUGGUCCACAAAAGGAAAUUAUUUUCAGUUUAGCAUUUACCCAUUAUUUCAAACUGCUUCGAGCUAGAAAAGUGCUGGAAUUCUUCCGCAGAUGACCAAAUAAUACUUGUGCAAAAAAAUCACAUGCUUCCAAUUUGAAAAUUCUGAGAAAAACCUCUUUUUCCAAAGUUGGUGACAAAGUUCUGUGUGUAUUUUUCUUGUCAAAAUUUGUGCUUAGAUUUGCACAUGUACGGGUUAAGAGCGGACACACAUAAUCCUUUGCGUGUAUAAUGACACACAACGGCAAUAUUAGUGCCCCACCAAUCAACGAUAAUAUCCCAACAAUCACUUUUUAUUGUAGUACUUCAAUCUCGAUCUCAAUUUAAAAUGUUAUACAAUAUCAUCUUUCUGAAUCAUCACUUAUACAGGUUUCAUUUUAUAGCAAGUGAUAAAUGUUCUUUCUGUAGCAAAUAUGAAGAAACGUAUAAGCAUUUAUUUUUUGAAUGUGAAAAAGUAGGAGAUUUGUGGGAAUGGAGUAGUAAUUAGUUCAGCCUUCCAGUUCUAAAAAAACUAGAGUUCAAUCAACUAUUUCAAUAACGUCAGGGAAUUUAAGUAAAUAGGUUGUUAACCUGAUUGUGGCAUGUAGGUAUAGUGAUUCUGAUGGGAAAAAGACUGGCCUGUGGGGAAAAUGAACACAAAACUAAUAUAGUUGAAUCCUUGAUCAAUGAUGAUAUCAAAAUAUACAAGUUUGAGGUGAAAUUGAGAUCAAAUAACACUUAAUUGUAAUGCAUUUCCAAAAGUGUUAAAAAAUUAUGUGUGAUAUAAUUUGAAAUGGUGAAGUUGUCUAAAGUAGCAGCAUUUAGAUAUGCAUUUUAUAAAUCUAAAUCAAGGUACUAAUUUCUCUGUAGUAGUAGUAGUAGGUCACUAACCUCAAAUGCUACAAUCAAUACUAUAAACUGAGGCGCAAUAGCCCAGUCGGUAGAGCGGGGGACUCGUAUUCCGGUGACCCGGGUUCGAUUCUCACUUGGUGCGCUAGUUCCCUUUGGUAAGGCAUUAAUCCUCAGUACCAGGUCCUUCGGAGAGGACCUUAAGCCGUCGGUCCUCUGGUUGCUUGCUACAAGCAUUCAUGCUUUCUUAGCAAUCAGGUAAAAAAUCACCACCACCAACUACAACUUAAUCUGUAAAUGGAUAGGAUAGGCCUAACUCUCAUGACAAGCAUCAUCCGUGAACAUUUUCAAAUAGCCAGAGACAAUGAUGAAGAAUUAAAAUAAGGCAAUCAUUAGAGCUGCAGCUUUUGUCAUAGUAAAUGAAGUUAGUGUCUCAAAUUUAGCAAAGAGUAAUUAAACUCUUGAAAACCUUCUGACAUUUUCAGGACUCUGAUUUGGCCCUUUCCGUGAAAGCCUAACGUUCUGUCAAGGGCUAUCAAACCAGGAUCUGUUAUUAAUGAUAUGUUCCACAGCUUGAUUCUCAAGAACUGGAAGUGGUGAUGUAGGAGUUUUGUAAGUUAGGUCGAUGGGUGUGUACUUGUAAGCUAUUAUCUCCUUUUGAAUUUCAUUAUUAUAUGCCUGAUUUGUGCAUAAAAUAAUCAGUUGUUCUGGACCAAAUACAUGAUCCUUGUACAAACUGAUACUAGUAGAAAUAGCAUCAUGGGUGAUGUAAGGCAGAGAGCAGAUAUGAAGUUUUGUCCUGCAGCAUUAGCAUCUCAAGAGAUUCUGGCAGCUCACAAUGAGAGGUAAUUAAUAAUAAUAAGGGAAUUCAUCUUUUUUGAAGUUGAGAUACGUAAUGUCAGACAUUUAAUGCCAUUUACUAUGACAGAAGCUGCAGCUCUAAUGAUGGCCUUCUUUUCAUCUUCAUCAUCAUACCUCUGCUGUUUGGAAAUGCUCUCAGAUGAUGCUAGCUGUGACAUGAGAGAGACCUAUCCUAUCCAUUUUCAGAAGAUUAAGCCAAUAGUAUUUAUUAUAGCAUUGAGGUGAGUGGCCUAUCACUGGAGAGAAAAAGACGCGACAACAUUGAUUUACAUAUUAUGAUGCAUUUAAUGAUGCUACUUAAGAUAAAAUCAUUUCAAAUUGUAUACUUAAUUUCAUUUACUUUUUCAUUGCUUUUGGCAACGCAUCGCAAUAUAUGAAGAAGUGUUAUUUGGUUAUCAACUUUUUUUUUCUUAAUUUCCACUGAUAUUUUGGAAAGAGUUCAUUGACCUCUGUCUAUGUCUGACCCCUAAAUACAUUCUCCAUGACCUUCAUUAUUUCAGACUGAAAUUAUGAAACCUCCAUGUUUUCAUUACAAAUUAGCCAUCUUUAUUUACAUUAUUCAUAAAUGAAAUAUGAACAUACAGGAUAAAUUUUUGGUUAUUUUUAUGUCAUUUUUAUUUCCUCUGAUCUUGGAUUUCAAGGGUGAAAGUUUAUUCUUUAUACUUAUUUUUGUGUUGAUUUAUCUUCUUGUACAAAUCUGUGCAUUUUGGCACCAAGAUCACCAACCUGCGGUGUUUUUAUCUCAGAGAUACCAUUAUAUGGUAUCUAAUGUUAAAAAGGACAUUGAGUUUUGACCUUGAAUUUUAUGGGUGAAUGUGCAUUCUCGAUGCUUAAUUUUAUUUUAUUUAAUCUUCCUGUAAGAAUCUGUGUAUUUUGACACCAUGAACACCAACCUGCGCCGUUUUAUCUUAGAGAUACCAUUAUAUAAUGGUAUAUAAUGUAAAAAGGUCAUUGACCUUUGAAAAGCUUUGACCUUAAAUUUUAUUGGUGAUUGUGCAUUCUAGGUACUUAAUCUAAUUUCAUUUGGUCUUCUGGUAAGAAUUUGUGCAUUUUGACACCAUGAUCACCAACCUGCGCCUUUCCAUCUCAGAGAUACCAUUAUACAGUAUAUAUUAAAAGGUCAUUGACCUUUGACCUUGAAAAAACCUUUUUUGGUAAAUGUUGACACCCAUACCUACUCAAAUCAGUUGAAAAACCAUUUCCAAUAAUUUUAUUCCAUAUUGGCUAUUUUGGGGUCUAAAUUUAGAGAUACUAAUACAUUAGUUGUUGAAAUGUUAUUUUUGCAUGAUUUCGGAUUAUUUCUCUGUUCUGAUACAAUUUGUCUGCUAUGUUUAUUACAGUGUAAUUUAAUUUGUGUAUUCACAGCUGCAAUAAUCAUUUUUUUGAUAUUUUCUUUAUUAUGUAUCAAUGAAUUUUAAUUGAAUGAAUAAUGAAGAUUCCUAC
Molecule: messenger RNA, 4811 nt
Organism: Lytechinus pictus (painted urchin)
Lineage: Eukaryota; Metazoa; Echinodermata; Echinoidea; Temnopleuroida; Toxopneustidae
Product: leukocyte receptor cluster member 1 homolog
Exons: 6
Coding region: 1-1257 (418 amino acids)
Source: RefSeq, a predicted model, not a curated record